Molecule: messenger RNA, 606 nt
Organism: Enterobius vermicularis (human pinworm)
Lineage: Eukaryota; Metazoa; Nematoda; Chromadorea; Rhabditida; Oxyuridae
Source: the annotation of a GenBank genome assembly
AUGUUUUUCCGCAGGUCACGUCAGAAUAAUCAAGUGAGUUAUGGGCUUAAAGACCACUAUCUGAGAAAACAGUCGUUUGAUAUUGGUUUGGUUGAACAGUAUGACUUUUGUGGUUUUGGUCUAUUUCAAGCGUUAAAUAUAACAAAAAUUUUUUGGCUAAGUGCAAUCGGAGUGUACAGUGGUCAGGCAGCAGUUUUCGGUGUCGAUUACCCUUUAUCUUAUAUGCCAGAACUACUUGCUGAUUUAGAUGACCAGAUGACUUUUUUGAAUCGUGUGGAGAACACACUUACAGCUACGGUUCUCUCAGUAGCACAUAAAUUCGUGUUUAACUUGGAGUUGCUUUUAUACAGGAAACAUUUACAGAGUGGUAUCAAUCCCUCUCAGCUUCUUGGCAAUGUUCAAUUUAUUGUUGCCAAUGCACUUCCAAUUAUCGACUUCGUGGCACCAACGAAUGACAGAAUUGUCUAUGUUGCUCGAUCAGCUGAGAUUAAAAAAGCUUCUUAUAUGCAGGCAACAUUGAAAUUUCGCAAUGAGUUUUGCAGGAAUGGUUUAGCAUCGUACAGCGCUCUACACAUGGAUUUAUUCUGGUAUCUUUUGGCUCGAUAG